AAUAUUGGCGAACAGGACGCUCUCAUUGCGACAAGCGAGUCUCUAGCGAACAUGAAGAUCGUCCCUGUAGCUGCAGAGAUAUUGGAGCCUGAAAAGCUGAAAAAGGGAUAUGGCAAUAGCACCGAUGAUAUUCUUACGCAACUAGGACUUUUGAACUUCCAUUCACUCUUCAUCAUUUUUUCUAUGGGUUUCCUGUGGUUCCUAUCAGCGAUGCCCACACUUUCGCCAGCGUACCUAGCGCCUUCCGCAGACCUUGAGAACUCGUCCUUUUUAUCAGUGCAAGUUGAAUUUCAACUGCAACGAACAAUUAUCGAUCCUGCCGAGUUGACAUCGUCCGUCUACUUUCUGGGUAACCUAGUACUCGGGCAAGCCUACUGCAUGGCCGCUGACAGGAUUGGUCGUCGACCUGUGCUCGUUUGGAGUCUCAUUGUAUCUGGUCUUGCUGGAGUCGGAUCUGCCCUUGCACCAUCAUUCAUUCUCAUGUUAUUUGGAAGAUUCAUUCAAGGAUCAUUUUUCAACGUUGGUUUUAUAUCAGGUUGA
Strongylus vulgaris is the source of this 540-nucleotide messenger RNA. The record is from the annotation of a GenBank genome assembly. NCBI's taxonomy places the organism in Eukaryota, Metazoa, Nematoda, Chromadorea, Rhabditida, Strongylidae.